GAUUGUUGGCGAACCCUCCGCUUCCGCAAGCGAGUGUGCCACCGCCGCCUGGGAUUUCGGGAAAGCCUGGAAGACACCUGACGAGCCUGGCUGCGCAUGGUGUGGCGCCAGCACCCGUACACACGGCACGUCGUCCACAUCACGCACAUGCAGAACAUCGGUCUCCGCCGCCAAUGCGUACAGGCAUCACCAGCGAUGCGUCUCUUGCCGGGCGCCCAUUGAAUCGCGGAGUCGAGGCACGUAGCCCGGCGCUGCACUCAAGGCACGGGGUUCUUCGCGCCUAUGGUGUGUCUCCAGCGUAUCGGGAGCUCCAUAGGGACCAGCGCCAGAUGGACCGGAAUGGUGCCCAGCACAGGAAGAGCAGCCCGUGGCGCUCUCGGGGGAUCGGCAAGGCUGGAAAGUUUUUAGUGCACAUGCCAGGCAGAUAG
This is a messenger RNA of Symbiodinium necroappetens, 428 nucleotides long. Lineage: Eukaryota; Dinophyceae; Suessiales; Symbiodiniaceae. The record is from the annotation of a GenBank genome assembly.